GCGGAAGUCGGCGGGACCGGCGGUGGGCGCGCUGCUGCCUUCGGGAGCACGAGGAGGCCGCCUGAGCAGGGCCUGGAGCUGGGGAUGCAGCAGCUGGCGGCGGAGGAGGGCGAAGGCGACGAGGACGAGGGCCCCGGCAGAGGGCUGUCUACAUGCCUCUUCUGUGGCCGCUUCUCAGUCGUGGAUGGGGAGGGCUGUUUGUACUGCGAAGAGGAUGAAGAGGAUAGUUUCAGCUACGAGGGCUGGGAGACCUACAGUGAGCCUGACGAGGAGGAGGAGAAGACCCCGAGUGCGAGUCCAGCUACUUUCUGCGGCUUCAAGAAAUCCUUCCUUUGCAACUCCUCUGUGCCCACUCCUUCAGCCAGGAAUAGUCAGGACUUCUCCCUAAGCUUUGUUCUGCCCCAAAAGCAGCAGCUGACAGCUGAGGAAGCCGAAAGGAAUGCCGAAGAGCUCCUGGCUGAGGAGGAGCGGGCCAAAAAGAAGGCUGAGAAGAAGAGGCUGAAAAAGAAGCGGCAAAAGGACAGGAAGAGACAGGAGAAGCGCAACCAGGAGUUAGAAGCAAAGAGCCAAACUCGACCAGCUGACUCCUCAGAUUGGAAGCAGGGAGCCCCCCCGGUUGAUGUUGCAAAUGGGCUGAGGCCUGGGCCUCCUGGAACAGAAGGCAGCCCCUCCCAAGGCCCCCCGGAGAGCCUGGCCUCCCCAGGCUGCAGCACAGAGGAGGAGCUCGAAGAGGAGCUUGAUCUGACCAGCACGUUUGUCUCAAAAGCUCGCCUCAAAGUGAGCACCAAGGCCCCUCUGCACAAGGUGGAGAAGGUGGAGAAAGGGAAGACGGAGAAAGAGAAAACUGCGCAGCCGGAGCAGCAGGAGGCUCCGAAGCCUGACCCCCAGAAGACCCCUGUUGAGCAAAGCCUGGUUCUGGCUGAUUGUGGAACGGAGACCGCCAAGCGCGGAGGCUACUGGGAGGCCGUGCUGCUCUUCACAGAGGCCGUCAAGCUGAACCCUCGGGAGUACAGGUUCUUUGGCAAUCGCUCCUUCUGCUACGAGAAACUGCAGUGUUACCCAGAGGCCUUGCGUGAUGCCCAGGUGGCCCUCCGCCUGCAGCCCGGCUGGCCCAAAGGGCUCUUCCGCCAGGGCAAGGCUCUCAUGGGUCUCAAGCAAUAUGCAGAGGCGGCCAGGACCUUCAAGGAGCUGCUGCAGGAGGAUGGUUUCCGGGGCGAUGCCGCUGCUCAGCUGCGCCGGUGCCACCUUCACCUUCUGCUGCAGAACAGCGUUGCUCCGUGUGCUGCCUCUCUGCCUGCAUGGAAUGGCCCGGCCCAGGGGACCCAGCUGCCCUUCCCAGGCCCCCUUCACGUGGGUGAGGCGGACUCUCUCUUCUGCUGCAGGGAGUGUUUUGCUCUCUGGGUGGGGAACCUGGCGCCCAGUGUCUCCCAGGAAGCCCUGCUGCGCUGCUUCCAACCGUUUGGACCCAUCGAUUCUAUCCGCUGCCUCCCCCGGAGGUUCUGCGCCUUCGUCAACUACACGCGCCAGGAAGCAGCGGAAGCAGCUUACGUGGCUCUGCAGGGAGUGGAAGUGGAAGGAAGGAAGAUCCAGCUGCAGCUGAAGCACCCUGUGCAUGCCACCCCACCCGUCACCAAGGGCGCCAGCGCCCCCCAGUUGCCUUUGAAGAGGGAGCAAGCCCCCCUCCACGCUGCCUUGGGCUUUCCCCGGCAGAAUGCCAGUCGUGCCGAAGGAGACCGUGGCUCUUUUGGACCCCUCCCCCUGAGAGGAGCUGCGGCCAAGAACCUGCAGCCACUGUGAGCUGAGCUCCCCCGGGGGCAAAAUGCUGGACUCUGGGGCAGAGCCUCCUGGGGCGACCUGCCUCCUGACUCCCCGGCUGCUAUGAAGAUGGCAUAUAUUGCGGGGGGGGGGGGGGGCGUUCUGGCCCAAGCCUUUGCCUCCAGGCCUGCCCUUGGUCUUCGCCCCCCAGAGAGGAGCAGCAGGUGUCUCUGUGCAGCUGCCCCCUCCUCUGCUCGCAGCCCCACCCCCAUGGAAGGGCACACCUGCCGCAUUUUGCAAGGGGGCCAGCAGCCCCUCCUGCUGCUGAAGGCCGAGUGUGUUGCCCUCCUGCAGGCCGGACAACUGGGGGGGGGGGGGGAGACUGAGGUCCCAGUUGCCUGCUCUGCUUGGGAUGCAGGGAGAUUGAAGCAGGUUGUGCACGUGGGGGGGAGGUGGCAGCUUUAACCUGACCCCCCAUGGAAGGACGGGUGGACGGCCCUCGGCUGCAGGGUGGAGUUAGGGGCAGAGCUGUCUUUCCUGCUCUGCCCAUUCAGGGGUUGUUGCCUCUUGCGUCGUUUUACACUGUUUGCAAUAAAGUCAUGAGAAACCA
Messenger RNA from Heteronotia binoei (common prickly gecko), 2365 nucleotides. RefSeq names its product tetratricopeptide repeat domain 31 (gene TTC31). The transcript is spliced from 15 exons. The coding region runs from base 85 to 1797 and encodes 570 amino acids. NCBI's taxonomy places the organism in Eukaryota, Metazoa, Chordata, Lepidosauria, Squamata, Gekkonidae. Gene Ontology annotation, molecular function: protein binding; RNA binding. The record is from RefSeq and is a predicted model, not a curated record.